AUGGAAGGGUCAAGUUAUAAUAUUGAGGAUGUGUAUAGUGCAAUUAAGACGAUCAGUAACUAUUUUGAGGGGAGUAAUAAUGGUCAAUUAACAGUUAGUAAAAAAUACGAAAAUUUAAUCAACAAUUAUUGUCAUUACGAGAAUACCUCAGAAGGUAAUUGUAAUAAUGAACAUUUUAAAAUGAUUAGUUCUGGUGUUAUUCAUUUGAUAAAUAAUUUAAAGGGUAAGAAUGUUUUAGAUUAUGAUAAACUUGCCGAAUACGCUAUUUUAUGGUUAUGUUAUAUACUAAAUAUAAAGGAAAAUAAUAAUAUUACCAAUUUAAACAAAUUUUAUACUGAUUAUAUAGAAAAAAAUAAGUGUUAUAAUGAUAAAAUAAAUGAUAGUGAUAGUAUUACUUAUAAGACAAUUAUAAAUAAAAAAAAAGAUUUGAUGGAUAAUAAUGAAAUAUCUAAAUUUAAUGCCCCAUUUAAUACAUUAUAUUAUUUGUAUUAUGUAGCUCGUGAUGGAAAUCCGGAUUGCGAUACAAACUUGGAAUAUGCUAAUAGUUUUGCUAAAGAAUUUGAAAAACUCAAUAAUGAUCCUAAUAAUAAAGAAAACAGUUCAUAUAAUAAAUUGUUAUCUACAUUAUCAAAUGAUUAUAACAAUUUAAUAAAUAAAUAUGGUGAAAAUAAAUGCCCCGAUUUUAAUUCACUUUCAAAAAUAGAACCUAAAAAAAAUCCUGUAGAAGAUUCUGGAACAUAUUCUGGACAAAUAUCGGGGGAGACUUCUGAAGGUGCAUCAAGUCCGUCGAUAACAAGCAAAUUAAUUCCAGGUUUAUCGAUAUUUGCAAUACCGGUUUUCUUGGGAGUUGCUUAUAAAUAUUCAUUAUUUGGAUUUGAUAAGCUAUUUCAAAGACAAUAUAUAAGAAAAAAAUUAAAAAAAGUAAAGAAGAAAAUGAAACUUAAUAUAUGA
This is a messenger RNA of Plasmodium yoelii, 951 nucleotides long. Its product is annotated as PIR protein. NCBI's taxonomy places the organism in Eukaryota, Apicomplexa, Aconoidasida, Haemosporida, Plasmodiidae. The transcript has 3 exons. The record is from RefSeq and is a predicted model, not a curated record. The coding region runs from base 1 to 951 and encodes 316 amino acids.